AUGCCACAAAGCUCAUCGGCAUCAUCAAAAUGGUCUCCUAGAACAAAGCGGGAUAAUUUGUCAUUCAACGAGCCAUCAACUUCAUCCGUUGAAGUUAGUUUUUUUUUUCAAAGCUUAUUUAAGUUGGUUACUAGCCUUCUAGAGAAUUUGGUUUUCGUUCGCACGCGUUCAAACGGAAAACGAAUGUAUAGCUGAUUCACGACUGGCUCAAAAAUCGAUACUUUUUUUGUUUCGAUGUUCAGUUUGAAAAUAAUGUCAUUCUGGCGUGAAGUUGAGUAUAAAAAUGGCCCGAUAAAUCCUUGAAAGCUAGAUAUUUUUUAUAGUCGUUAACUGCGUAAAAAUUUAGAGAAUAUCGUUCCAAAUUGAAAAAAAAAACUGACGAAGCUGCAGUUUUUGAAAAUUCCUACAGAGUCGACUCUUUCAUAACGGGUUCAAAAAAUGAUGAAAAACGCAAAAUCAACUGUGAAAGUGCGACCAGGCCUAAGUUUUACAGCUCAUUAAAGUAGAUUAAGUAGAAAAAUUCAAAAAUUUCUUCGUACGUUUUUGUUUUUUUGUUUCUAUCGUGGACAGUUUCUGCUUUCAAAUAUUUUUUUCAAAAAAAUAUCGUGCAGUUUUCAAAGUAGAUGCGCGUUUAUCUUUUUUUCCCCGUCUAACGGCUAUUUUUUUAAUAUCAAAGGAAAAACGAACUUGUUUAGUUUUGAAACAUACGAAAAAUUCAAAUAUAAAAGAUUCAUUUCUUGUUAUCUUGUAAGCUCUCAAUUCCAAACCUCCACUGCAUAUCCACAAUGAAUUUAUGUCUAUGACUAAAUUAUUUUUUUAUAAGAUAUUCUGGAAAAAGAAGUAAAAAAAGAAGCGAUAAAUUUGAUAGUAAAUAAAAAAAUAAAAAAAGCCGACCACCGGAGAGCUUUUUAUAAAGCCAAAUGCAAAUCAGAAAAAAAGUGAGGCACGUGACAGUUGCCACAUGUCAUUGUUCUUCCAAGUUGGGGCUUAGAUUAACUUUCACGCAGAAUAAAAUAAACAUUUUAUCUCGCGUAAUUCGUGAGUAAUUCAGUUAUUAAGCUAUCCUAUUCAUCUCAAUGUUCAGAAUUUCCAGGAUCCCUCAACUUCUGCAGAAGAACCUUCCGAAUUGAGAUCGAAUCUUAUUGCACGUUUGCUGGCUAAAAUAAGAGACGUGCGCGAUGAAAGGUGAAUAUAUUCGUAAAAUAAUAAUUUCUUUUGUUAAUGAAAGUAACUUCGUGCAUUUAUCAAUGUGAAUCAGUAAUGAACAUUUUCACGCUGCCAGUUAAAAAUAUUGAAAAAUCAUAGCUAAUUUUCAGAGAGACUCUGUGUUUCGAUGUGAAGAAAGAAGAUGAAUGUCCCAAAGAACUUAGUCAUCCUACCGAACGGAUAGCGCCGCUCAAUGAUCAUAUUCUUCAGCUCGAAACAAGGUUCAUGGUUUUGCUGAUAGGAGAUUCUAUUUUAAUUAUUACAGAACGUCUGGUGUUUUGUUAGAAGACCUCUUAAAAAACCCAAGCUAUGCGUCUCUGGCAAUUAAGAUGGAAGCCGAAGGUGAUUUUUUUUUCUGAUAAUUUCUGAGAUCAUUAUUUUUUCCCCGCACAAACACUUUUAGUUUUCGUAGAGAAUGUUUCCCAAUUCACCAGACAGAAGUUUAAAAAAGUUGAACUUGUUUUUCCUUUUUUCAAUGAAGCGUAGAUAAUGUUUCGUUAGUAGUCGGGAAAAGAACUGUAUUCGUUUCACUUAUGUCGCGUUUAAAGCAGAUUCGACGCGCACUGAAAAAAUGAAAUCCCAGGGCUCUCUAGGGCUGGAAACAUUUCUUAGUGAUUUCUUCAAUCUGAUUCGCCACAUUACCUAGAAUCUUCUCAACCUACUUUUGAACGUUAUACCAUUCAUGUUUUUUCCUUUGUCGAGCGAAACGCUAUUCAAGAAAUUUAAUUCUUUAUAAGUGAAUUGCAAGGUGAAAGUAUAUGUGAUAAAAAUGAAGUUCAGCUUUGAGCAGCAAAGAACUUGCCCCUAUCGAAGUGAAGAUCGAGGACGUCGCUUCUUCGUCAGCUGUUAGUCUGCUUUCUAGUUUCCUGUACUUUUUUCAUUUCUAGUCCACGAAUGUUACAAGUGGCUCCCAAUCCGUCUUCGAUGGCAACCAGGAGACGAACGUUGAAAAAGCAGCAAAAAGAGUACGUUUUCUUCUAUUUGGCUUAUAUAAUUUAUAAUAAGAAACAUCCUCAAGCUUUUCCAUUGAUCAAUAUUUUUCCUUGCGUAGAACCUCGUUAAAGAGUUUUGCAUAACUUUUAUUUUGCUCAUAGCUGAGAAAUUUGGCAGGAAGCGCAUGUUAUGGCGAAGAUUGCGGAACUUCGAAGAACUGGGAUGUGGACGAAUAGCAGACUGCCGAUGUGUGUGGAACCUGCUCGCAACAAGACUCACUGGGACUAUUUGUUGGAAGAAGUCAGGUGGAUGGCGACCGAUUUCCGACAAGAAAGAAGUUUCAAACGGAACGCUGCUAAAAAGGUGUGUCCCUCGACCGUUGAGCAAUUACGAGCUUCAUUCUUCUUUCAGCUAGCUACCGCAAUCAAUCGCCAACAGAGGGAUAAACAAAUUGAACAAGAAAAAGCUGAACAGAGAGUUGUUAAGGUUUUUUCCACCUAGUUUCUUCUCUAAUUCCAUUUUUCAAUCAGGAAGGAAAGAGAAUUUGUGCUUCGAUUGCAAAAAUGAUUCGCGAUUUCUGGCAGAACGUCGACAAAGUCGUCGAUUUCAGAGCACAGGUUGUUUUUAUUGAAUGUCUUUUUUUUUAACAAGCCGGUUUCAGGAGAUCCUCGAGUCGAAAAAACGAAAAGCCCUGGACAAGCAUCUUGCUUUCAUUGUGGGCGAAGCGGACAAGCUGAGCAGCAUGGUUCAAGAAGGACUGAUUGCGGAGAAGAGCUCGAAGACGCCGUCGAUCGCUUCGGAUCCCGCUGACAGUACGUUACCCACAACGAAAACUCUCAUUACUAAAACUAUCGUAUCCAAUAUAGAAAAAAAAAUUAAAGAAAACGAGAAGCGAAGCGUGUGCGUUCGCGGAUCUUGGCAGGAGUUCAAUUCAACCGUCAUUGAUUGUUUGAAGAGCUUGUUUUUCGCUUUUUUCAUUUCUUUUUUGGUUAUUUAUUGAUUUUUUUAUUUCUGCAUCAAAAAAUAGCAGAAUAGAUGAAAAAAAUAUCUCGGCAAACGAGCUUUUUUUAAAUAGUCGCUAUCGGUUGAAUCGAACUCGUGCCAAGAAACGCGUACGCACACGCUACGCGUCCCGCCCAUUUCUCUGUCUCUCUCGCCUUUCAAGUCAGGAAAAAAAUUGACUAUAAACUAAAUCUCAAAAAAAUAUAUCGUUUUAAUUCAAUAAUCUCGAAAAAUAAAAAAAGUUUCUUGCUUUACAAACUCGUUUUUUUGGGAGUUUUCUUUGGCAGAAUUUUCAAAUUUUUUUCAUGACGGUUCAAAAAAAUUGGAAAUUUAACUUUAUCUGUCGAGUUAAUCUGUUUAUAUAUUUUUAUGGACUAAGGGAAGGUUUUACGCUGAUUUUACAGAAGAUGACGCUGAGUUUUCCGGCGAUGAGUCUGAAACUGAUGACGAAAGCACUAUUGCGAAAGCUGAGCUCUCCGUCAGGGGAGAAGAGGUCAGGAACGAAGUGGCCGCUUUAGAGGACGAAGCGAACCAAGACAUCGAUGAUUUUCUGGCUUCGGUUUAGUUUUCAUAUUUUCUAUCUUCAUUCAGCCCAGUUUCAGUUACCGGAAGGCUAUUUGGCAUCACUUGGAAUUCAACCAUCCUCCAUCAAAAAUCGAGAAGAAACUCCAAACCACAAAGAAAUUGGUGAAAGUAGCGCAGGCUCCAGCGCAGAGGUGCAUUUUUGGCUUUCAUUAUACUCCGAAAAUCUUGCUUUUUCCAUCAUUUUCGCUUUUAUCAUUGACCCUACAUUUUUAGAAAAAUUUUGAACACCUGAAUGAUGACAAGAAGAUGGAUAAGAGCGAAGUUUGUGAAGUCUCAAGUACAUCGGCUUCAAUUGACGAGGCGUCCGAGCAAAAUCAAGACCAUGCCGCUCUGGUAUUUUUGAUUAUAUUAUCGCCAGAAGUAAAAAGAAAUCAGCGGAGUAACGAAAAAAAAGCUAAUUCUUGAAAGAUAGGUAGAAAUACGGGAGGUGGGAAAGUACAGAAAAUUAGUGUGAGAUAUAAAUAAGAGACAAAAAUUGAGAAUAGGAUGAUUGAGUAAUUGAGCGCAGAAUAUAUUUAGAAUUUUCAUAUGUUCUUAGAAGAGUCAACUUUUUUGUCUACAGGAUGGAAACGGCGAUAGCCGCGGGGUCCUCGAACAAGUGGAUUACGCAAAACUGAACAGUGAAGACAGCGACGAACGACAGAAAGAGCUAGCCAACAUAGCGGAAGAAGCUUUGAAGUUUCAACCCAAGGGAUACACUCUCGAGACUACCCAGGUUUCUUUCACUUUCUUAUGAGAAUGGAAACUUGUGAGUUGAAAAAAAUAUUCUUUUCUCGUUAUUUGUAUUAUUAAUUUUUUUUAAACCUUUUUCCUUAUUCUGAUCAUCAUCGUUUCUUUUAAAGGUUAAAACAACAACUCCGUUUCUCAUUCGAGGAAUUUUACGCGAAUAUCAAAUGGUUGGCUUGGACUGGCUGGUUACUCUCUAUGAAAAAAAUUUGAACGGGAUUUUGGCGGAUGAAAUGGGUAGGUGAAGCCUUUUUUUUUGCGUGACUUUAGACUUUUCAUUUCCACUGUGACUCAGAAUCAUAAGAGGAACCAAAAUAUUCGCAGUUUUGGCGUUUCAGUUUCGCCUGUGUCGCGCAAAUGCUGAGUUCAAUGUACAAGUUGAAUUAAGGUCUGGGAAAAACGAUCCAAACUAUUUCUCUAUUGGCCCAUCUGGCGUGUUCCGAGUCGAUUUGGGGUCCUCACUUGAUUGUCGUUCCGACGUCGGUGAUUCUGAACUGGGAAAUGGAGUUCAAGAAGUGGUGUCCAGCUUUGAAAAUCCUCACGUACUUCGGUUCUUUGAAGGACCGGCAGGAGAAAAGAAAAGUACUUGUUUGAAAUACUUCAUCUUUUUCAUCUUAUUUUUGUAGGGAUGGUCAAAACAGAACAGUUUCCACGUCUGUAUCACUUCCUACAAAACUGUGAUUGCGGAUAUCAGGGCUUUCAAGAAAAAAGUUCGAGGAAAAUAUUUUCUAAAUUCGUUUUUAUUUUUUGAGGCAUGGCAAUAUCUCAUACUGGACGAGGCUCAAAACAUCAAAAAUUGGAAAAGCCAACGAUGGCAGGCCUUGUUGAACAUGCGAGCUCGUAGAAGGCUUCUGCUGACAGGUUUCAUUGAAGCUUACUUUUUUCGAAGAUGAGAUUUCAGGGACACCGCUGCAGAAUUCUCUGAUGGAGCUUUGGUCUUUGAUGCAUUUCUUGAUGCCGGCCAUAUUUGCGAGUCACGACGACUUCAAGGACUGGUUCAGCAAUCCGUUGACCGGAAUGAUGGAGGGGAGCGUCGAGUUUAACGCCCCUCUUGUCCAGCGACUUCACAAGGUUCUCAUUUUCUUUUUUCUUUUCUAAUGAGGUACCGAUCUUUAGCAACCAAGAAUUGUUUAGGUUCUGCGGCCUUUCAUACUUCGUCGUUUAAAAUGCGAAGUGGAAAAGCAACUGCCCGAGAAAACUGAACACGUCAUCAAGUGCUCCCUGUCCAAGCGUCAACGAUACCUCUACGACGACUUCAUGAGCAAACGGGAAACUCGAGAAAAUCUCAAAUCAGGCAACAUGAUGUCUGUGUUGAACAUUGUCAUGCAGCUGCGCAAGGUUAGAAAAUUAUUUUUUUUUUAAAAGUGAUUUCGAGUAUUUAUGAAAAAUAGAACGACAAUCAAUUAUUAAUGGAACUAAAAUUUAUUUUUCAGUGUUGUAACCAUCCGAAUCUUUUCGAGCCUCGCCCAGUUGUCUCUCCACUCGUUCUCAACAAACAGACUCUGCACCUGCCUGGCUUCUUGUUCGACAUCGCCGAUUCCGAUCCAGCCAAAGACCAAAUAAUACCUCAUAUUUUCGAUCUGCGGAGUCGUCUCGGAGGCUGGCAAACGCAGGUGCGACUAUUGAUAGUUUUUCUUCGUAUCCAAGGCUUCCAGGUUUCUUCGAGACGACCGCUCGUCGAGGAAGUCGGCAACAUUGUCGAAGUUCUGCGUCCACCUACUGUCGAAGGCUUCCGCUUCUGUAGGACUAAUUUCGACGCGGUAAAACUACUUUUUUUUUGAUUGUUUAGACAAUAUCAGCCCAAAAUAUUUUAAGAAAAAAAUUUUAUUAAAGUUUUUUUAUUGAAGAACCAUUUUCAUUUUUUUUAUUAAAUUUAAUUUUUUUACUCCUCAUGUCAGUAUAUAUAAGAAAAAAACUUUAUUUUCCAUGUACGUUAAUACCUUUGCCUUUUUUUUGAAUCAAAGUAUGUAGGAUUAAUUUUUCGAUAUUUCCUUCUAUGAGGCAGAAGUAUGGAGUAAAUUUACUUCGGAAAAUACAUUUUUUGAGGACGAAUUCAUUGAAAAACUUUGAAACGUGGUAAUUUAUCUUUCCGAUUUGCUCAAUUACGACUUGGUUUUUCUUAAUAUCAAUUUUUUUUCGAAAAUUCAAAUACAGGAAGUACAUUCAGAGGUUUUCAAACUCGCUGGCAGCUACAAAAACAAGGCGAAGCGCUGACAGUCCCAGUGAAGAGGAGUCGAAGUCGAACACAGAGCCGAUCAACGGGCACACCAUUUCUGAGUACCUGGCGGCGAUAGACGACUCGGGAGAAAACCCAGCGACGCCCGUCAGUGCCCAGGGACAGCCAUUCGCCAAGCCGCCUCAGAGGCCAGUUUGCGUAAGCUCGACAGUUUUUCUAAGUUUCCUCAGAAGUGUUUUCAGUCGAGUCUCCGUGCGAAAACCGUCCUGAAUCCUGCGCCGCUCUCCAUCUCGACUGACUCCAGAGGCUUCCACUACAACAUGACCAAUGGCGGCACUCAUCCCACGAGAAGCUACGCCGACGCCCGUUUCAGUCCCCCGCUGAAAAGACCCAAGCGCACCGACAAAUUCGAAGCCUACGUUCCGGUUAGUUUUGCUCUCAACGCCUUUCUCAUUGGAAAUUAUUUUCAGGUCAAAUUCAAUGACCGAAUGAACAGCAUGAAGCGAAAUCACCGUGUUGUUGUUUUGCGGCGGUUCGAUUCCAUCAAACGGCCCAUUCUUUGCAACGAGCUGAUUUCGCUCCUUCGUUUGGAUAACUCUGUUAGUUAUUUACUUGUUUUCUUUAAUUUCAAUUUUUGCACAUCACUACAAAAAAAAUUAACAAGGGUUUUUGUAAGGGUUUUUUGUUCGUUUUUUUUUGUUUUGCGUUACAUCGAUAUUGAGAUGGAAAAUUUUAUAUGAUAUUAGAUUACAUGAAAUUUAUCGUGAUUCUCGAAUAAAAAAAUGGGAAGAAAUGGCAAAAGUAGUAACUGCUUGAGCCGAUGUUUUAGCGUGAAAUUCUACGUUCAAGUUCGUUCAAUUUAUUCGUUUCAGAAGGGCGGAAUGUGUGAAAGAGAUGAAAUCAAGGUUUCACUCAAUGGCAGUACGGAUCUUCUUCUCGAUAGGUAUUUUCGAAUUCUGUUUUGUGUUCACGAGCAGUUUCAAGGUUCUCAAUGUAUUCGGAAAACGUAGUUAGCGACGCGUUGGACUGUCGCGCGAGUUCUUUGGGUCGACCGGUGCCGGGACUGGUGCGUCAGAACAAAGUGGAAGAGGCGGCGAAAACCGUCCUCAGCCAAAUGCCGAGUACUUUCGACAAAAUCUCCCUGUCGCGGGUCGUGCAGUUUCCAGAGCUUCGUCUCAUCGAGUACGACUGCGGUAAGAGAGGUCCCCCAUUCAAACAAUCACUUCCUGUGCUUAGGAAAACUUCAAAUUCUUUCGAAUUUGCUGAGACAGCUGUUUUUGUACAAACAUCGGUGUCUGAUCUUCACCCAGAUGUCUCGAAUGCUCGAUGUUCUUCAAGCUUUUCUUUCUUACCAUGGGUAUCAGUAUUUCCGACUGGACGGUACAACUGGCAUCGAACAGAGACAAGUUCUCCACGGAAGUUUUGUUUAACGCAACUUCUGUUUUCAGGCAAUGAUGGAACGUUUCAAUGCAGACCCUAAGAUAUUUUGUUUCAUUCUAUCUACGCGAUCUGGGGGUGUGGGUGUGAACUUGACUGGUGCGGAUACCGUCAUUUUCUAUGAUUCUGAUUGGAAUCCGACAAUGGAUGCCCAGGCACAGGACCGUUGUCACAGGGUUUGUCUACUUAGAUAUCGAGAGAAGAUAUGGGACUUUUAAGAUCGGACAAACGAGAAACGUGGCAAUUUACCGGUUGAUCAGUGAGAAGACCAUCGAAGAAAACAUAUUGAAGAAGGCGGCGCAAAAGAAAAAGUUAGGAGAAAUGGCGAUCGACGAAGCGGGUUUCACUCCUUCCUUUUUCAAGCAGUCGGACAACAUUAGGUUUUGCUCAGUUUUUCGUGCAUAUCACACAUUAGAUUAAGAGAUCUCUUCGAUGGAGAAGAAGUUGAAGUGGAGGCUCCGGCCGACGCUCCUCGCGACCAGAAAGACUUGGAGAAAGUUUUGGCCAAGUUGGAAGAUGACGUCGACGUCGUCGCUACCAAGAAUGCUACCGCCGAAGCACGCGUCGACAAGGCAGAGUUUGAGGAAUCGGCGAAACUGCCAGUCAGCCAUCUCUCUUCCGAUGAACCGCUAGACGAAAAGUACAUGGAUCUUAUUGGCCAGGUACUCUUUUUUUUAAUACAGGUUGAAUGCUCUUUUUUUAAGUUGAAACCUAUUGAACGCUACGCAAUCUCUUUCCUCGAAGAAGAAUACAGACCAGAAUUCGAAGAAGAAGUCAAGGAAGCAGAGGUAUAAUCGAAGCGGUUCCAAUGUUUAUAAGAUUUUAAGGCUCUGAUUGAUCAGAAAAAAGAAGACUGGGUUCGAGCUCACGAACAUGCGAUGUCCGAAAACGCAGAAGAUGUUGGAGACGACUUUUAUCUCGGUGGAAGUCUUCUUGAUGAGGUACGAAAACGCCGCUCCGGAGGCUCCAACGCGACAUAUCCUUCACGUAAAAUCCAAACCGUUCCCACUCGUCAUUCAACCCGCCAAGUAAUCUUGCGCAACUCUUUACGAUCUCCCAAUAGACGGCGCGUUCCUCCUAGCAGUUCUUUCACCCCUCUAAGGUCUCCGGUACGGUCAGCCGCACAGUUAGCAGCAGCAGGACUAGUGCGAAGAUCGAAAGGAAUCACUCCAACUGCCGGUCGAAGUGUCAGUCAACCAUCAUCUGCACCCGAUUCUUCGAAGCGUGGACGUGGCAGACCUCGGAAGAUCAUCAAAGAGAGCAAGCAGUUCACACCCGAAGUUUCAAGCGCCAGUUCUGCAGAAAGCAGUAAGCGAAAGGACGUCACUGAGCCACCAACAACAGAUACGGUGCCGCCUAAAAUAACUAUUGUGAAGGCGCGAGCUUCAUUAGCCACAGCAAUCACAUCUGUUCCUACUACCAGUACACUUACCAGUCCGAGUUCCCGUCUUUCCUCCACUACGCCGACUCAAAAGCCGACUGUGGCUCAAAAUCCAGUUUUUCCGGUUAGAACAAUACGUUCUGGUAGCUCUGUGGUUCCAACAUUGAGACGAAUUCCAGCUUCAGUUGUACCACCUCAAGCGCGUAUUGUACGGAUUUCCAACUUCGUCGCGCCUGCAUCAAUCCAAAGAACAAGUUCUGAAAUCUCUCCGACGCGAAUCGUCACCCAGAGACAUAUCGUGACAUCGGCUCCUGUUCGCAGGAUAGGGCCUUCAGGAGAGCAACGCACAUUCUACGCCUAUCCGGCACGUGGCCAAUCCAAUAUGCGGCCCGUGUUCCCAGUGAGAGUGAUCUCUUCUCAAAGAGUCGCUUUGCAACAGCCGAACCAUCAGCAGAAUAUGCAAGCCUACGCUGAUAACAUAGGACAACGACCUGGAUUGGGAGACUAUGAACGUCCAAGGCUUUCAUAUCGCCGACCUGAUGCAGAGCCGGAGACCUAG
This is a messenger RNA of Caenorhabditis auriculariae, 10005 nucleotides long. The record is from the annotation of a GenBank genome assembly. Lineage: Eukaryota; Metazoa; Nematoda; Chromadorea; Rhabditida; Rhabditidae.